Molecule: messenger RNA, 426 nt
Organism: Vicia faba (fava bean)
Lineage: Eukaryota; Viridiplantae; Streptophyta; Magnoliopsida; Fabales; Fabaceae
Source: the annotation of a GenBank genome assembly
AUGAUCAAAGACGCUGGAUUUGAGCAUGUUAUAAAAUAUUUUGAUGAAGAUGGUGAUGGAAAAGUUUCAUCAACAGAACUACGACAAAAGCUUAUACUAAUGGGAGAGGAUCUUUUGUUGAAAGAAGCUGAAAUGGGUAUUGAAGCAGUGGAUUCAGAUGGUGACCGUUAUUUGAGUUUGGAGGAUUUAAUUGUGUCGAUGGAGGAAGGUGGAGAGGAACAAAAGUUGAGAGAUUUGAAAGAAGCAUUUGAGAUGUAUAAUGAUAAUGAUAAGUGUGGCUUUAUAACACCAAAGAGUUUAAAGAGGACGUUUAAGAAGAUGGGAGAGUCUAAAUCUAUUGAUGAAUGUAAAAUUAUGAUUAAACAUUUUGAUUUGAAUGGGGAUGGUCUCCUUAACUUUCAUGAAUUCACAAUUAUGAUGAGCUGA